This is a messenger RNA of Closterium sp. NIES-65, 3117 nucleotides long. Lineage: Eukaryota; Viridiplantae; Streptophyta; Zygnematophyceae; Desmidiales; Closteriaceae. The record is from the annotation of a GenBank genome assembly.
AUGGCUACCCCUAGUGUCCUCGCCUUUGACGUUGAGGGUCGCGCCAUUGACUUUGAGGUCUGGGUCGACGACCUGCAGCUGUACUUACAGUGCGAUAGGGCAGACGGUCUCUCUCUCUUUGACCUCACCUCUGGCCCCUCUCUUGCCCCUGCUGCUGAUGCUGACCCCACUGUUUGCUCCCAGUGGGCCACGCGCGAUGCUGCUGCACGUCUUGCUGUGCGUCGCCACCUGCCUACCGCUGAGCACGCGCACUUUAGUCAGUACAAGAGUGCUCAGACCUUGUACGACGCUGUAGUUGCGCGCUACUCUUCCCCUGCCACUGCUACACUGAGCCGCCUCAUGCUACCCUUCCUCUUCCCUGACCUUGCUGCCUUUCCCACAGUCGCUGACCUCAUUACGCACCUCCGCACUAGUGACACUCGCUACCGCACGGCGCUUCCUGCUGAGGACCACUUCCUCUCGGUCUGUCCCACCACUGUCACUGUUGACCUCUUAGAGAAGGCCCUCCUAGCAGCGGAGAAGAGCAUCGUCGCUGUAGGAGCCUCUCGUGGUGACCCUCGCACCCCCAUCUUUGAGGGGUGUUCUCUUCCCCCCUUCUGCCCGGUGUCGCCUCUGCCGCUGCGGCCGACCUCGUUGGUCUUGAGUCGGUCGGUGCGGCGUCCGCCCCUAGCGGGAGACGCCGCUCUGGCAAGGGCAAGGGGGGCAAGGGUGCGGGUGGAGCUAGCGGGGGCGGUGGAGGUGGCGGUGGAGGCGGCGGAGGGAGUGGGGGUGGCGGUGGGAGUGGUGGCGGGGGUGGAGGUGUCGGUGGCAGCAGUGGAGGCGGAGGCGGCGGAGGCAGCGGCGGUGCUAGCGGAGGCAGCGGUGGUGGCAGAGGUGGAGGAGGCGGUGGACGAGGAGCGUGGUGGGGGCAUUGGUCCCUGCACCUACGUCCUUCGCACCGGCGACCGCGCGGGUGAGCAGUGUGGGGGUGCCCACCCCACCCAGCGCUGCUUUGGCCGCCUGACGGACGCUUGGCGUCAGCAGUUCCCAGAGGCCAGUGCUGGUGAGGCUGCUGCUCUAGGUGCCAGUGCGUCUGCGCCCUCAGGUACUGGUGAGUCUGCGCUCUCAGGUACUACGUCGGCUUUGGCCUCCCUCACCUUCACCCUUGACUCUGGGCCUUCUCGCUCCUUCUUUCGGGACCGCACCACACUCACGCCGCUUAGUCGGCCGGUUGCGGUGUCUCUGGCUGACCCCUCUGGGGGCCCUGUCCUGUCUCGCUUCUCUACAGUCCUCCCGUGUCAGACGGCUCCCUCUGGCACCCUGUCUGGUCUCUACCUCCCCUCGUUCUCUACGAACCUGGUGAGUGGUGCUGACCUACAGGAUGCGGGUGUCCACCAGUUCACUCCUGCGAGCCAGCGGGUGACGCACUGCACCGAGGCUAGCACAGGCCGACACCUGGCUACGUUUACCCGUCAGCCGGGGUCGAGCCUGUACACACUGACCCUUGCGCCUCCUCCCGUUGCUGAGUCUAGUAGGGUAGCUGCGUCGGGUCAGGUGUUUGCUGCAGCGUCCAGGUCUGGUCCUGAGUCUGCCCCCUGUUCGUGUCGUCUCUUGUCUCACGAGAGUCUCCUCUGGCACCACCGCCUUGGUCACCCCUCUCUGCUUCGGCUCAGAGGCAUGGCCUCCCGUCUUCUUGUGUCUGGGCUGCCCCGGUCCCUCCCUCCCCUUCCUCAUGGCCCUGGCCCUGCCUGUGUCCCCUGUGUCGAGGAGCACCAGCGUGCUGCCCCUCACUCCUCCCAGUUUCCUCCGACAGAGGCCCCGUUGCAGACGCUUCACAUGGACGUGUGGGGCCCAGCCCGCGUCCGUGGACAGGGUCACGAGCGCUACUUCCUACUCGUUGUUGACGAUUACUUGCGUUACACCACAGUCUUCCCCUUGCGCAGCAAGGGUGAUGUCACUGAGAGGCGGAGAGUUCUCCUCUGGCCUUUUGCGAGCCUACUGACGUGCACGAGGCAUCCGUCAGACCUUCACGCUCUGGACUCACUGCAGCAAAAUGGGAUUGCUGAACGCCGCAUUGGCAUGGUCAUGGACGUCGCUCGUACGUCUAUGAUGCAUGCGGCAGCCCCCCAUUUUCUGUGGCCGUUUGCGGUCAGGUACGCGGUGCAACAGAUCAACCUUCACCCCGGGGUCUCCAGGCCGGAGACCUCCCCAACCCUGCUGUGUACGGGGAAGGUUGGCGAUGCGUCGGCGUUCUGGGUCUGGGGAUCUCGGGCGUUUUUCCGCGACUUGUCUGCGGACAAGCUGUCCCCUCGCGCUGCUCCUUGCGUCUUCCUGGAGUUCCCCCCCGACGCGCCUGGGUGGCAGUUUUACCACCCCACCUCUCGCCGUAUUCUGUCCUCCCAGGACGUCAUGUUAGACGAGUCGGUCCCCUACUACCGCCUCUUCCCCUACCACACUCCGUCCCUCCCCCCGCCCCCGCUCUACCUUGUACCAGGUCCCCCCCCGGUAGACCCCCUCCCCCCUCAGGGUCCUGCCCCUUUAGGUGUUUCCCAGGUAGACGCAGUCGAGCCUGUCGAGGUCACUGGUGACUCUGGUGCUGAGCCUAGGGGUGCUGAGACUGGGGGUGCUGAGCCUGGGGGUGCUGAGCCUGGGGGUGCUGGGUCUGGGGGUGCGGAGCCUAGGGGUGCUGAGCCUGGGGGUGCUGAGGCUGGGGGUGCUGAGCCUGGGGGUACUCAGCCUGGGGGUGCUGAGCCUGGGGGUGCUGGGCCUGGGGGUGCUACGCCUAGAGGUGCUUUGACUGGGGGUGCUGGGAUUGGGGGUGCUGAGCCUGGAGGUGCUCCGCCUGGAGGUUCUCCGGGUGCUUCGUCUCGCCGGGAGCCACUCUCUCCGCUGGAGCUGCGCGAGUGGUUUGCCCGGCGCUGGAGCCGUGCUGCUGGUGCUGGAGGUUCUUCGGCUACUGAGUGUGCUGCUGUCGCGGGUCCCGGAGGUGCUCGUACUGGGAGUACUCGAGCUGCUGGGCCUGCAGGUUCGACUGGAGCUGGUACUGCUGAGGGUGUUGGCGCUGAGACUACCACUGGCGGUCCUGCUGGGGGUGCUCCUGGUGCUGCUGGAGGUUCUGGAGCUGCUGGAGCGUCGUGA